AUGGAGGGAGCCUGGGCCGGGAGGCAGUGCCGGUCCGGGCCCAGCGGCCUGGGUUGGGCUGGGCGGAAGCUGGGAGGGCUGUGGGGACGGCGCUUUUUCCUCUGCCCCGCCCCCUGGGACCACCUCCCCUCCCCCCGGCUAUCCACCGGCCGGGAUGUGGCCGGCGGCCGUUAGUUAGGCUUCCCGAGGCCGUUCCUUCAGGCCUCUUUCUCCCGGGCCGGCGUGAGGCCGUCUCCCUUGUCGUUACCACAGGCCCCAUCUCGGCGCCCAGCCCUCCUGGGGGCAAAAAGGCCGGUUGGGAUUUCGGGGCUUUCCCGCCCGAGCAGGGUCUUCUCUCACGGGAAAGCUGUUUUUCACCGGGAAGCUCAGCUUUCUGUUAACACCUGCUUCACCUCCCGCCUUCCUUGAGACCUGAGUGAUAUUUCUCGACUACUUCUGCGUCUCACGUAAACAUUUCUCCAACUCUUUUACUCUGUGGUAUCUCCCUGAGACGUGAUAUCGCUAGUGUGCCACCACCAGAAAGAAACGUCUGGACCCUCCUGCCCAGGUUAUGAAAACCCCCUUAACUGCUACGGUUUGCUUACCUGGCUCAUCGCCUCCUGAACUUUGUAUCUUUGCUAAAGUCAGUGAUGUGAAAAGACCUGACAUGGAUGAUAUUGCUGAUAGGAUGAGGAUGGAUGCUGGAGAAGUAACGUUAGUGAACCACAACUCCAUAUUCAAAACCCAUCUCCUGGGACAAACAGGUUUUCCAGAGGACCAGCUUUCACUUUCUGACCAUCAGAUAUUACCUUCCAGGGAAGGAAAUUUGGACCGAUCUUAUACAUGUUCUACAAGAAGUGCAGCUUAUAAUCCAAAUUAUUAUUCAGACAACCCUUCCUCAGACAGUUUUCUUGGCUCAGGAGAUUUAAGAACCUUUGGCCAGAGUGCAAAUGGCCAGUGGAGAAAUUCCACUCCAGCAUCAGGUUCAACUUUACAAAAAUCAAGAAACAGCCGAAGUCUUUACCUCGAAACCCGAAAGACCUCAAGUGGAUUAUCAAACACUUUUACAGGAAAGUCAAAUCAUCACUGCCAUGUGUCUGCAUACGAAAAAUCUUUUCCUAUUAAGCCUGUCCCAAGUCCAUCUUGGAGUGGUUCAUGUCGCCGAAAUCUCUUGAGCCCCAAGAAAACUCAGAGGCGACAUGUUAGUACAGCAGAAGAGACAGUCCAAGAAGAAGAAAGAGAGAUUUACAGACAGCUACUACAGAUGGUUACAGGGAAACAGUUUUCUGUAGCCAAACCCACCACACAUUUUCCUUUACACCUGUCCCGAUGUCUUAGUUCUAAUAAGAAUACUUUGAAAGACCCACUGUUUAAAAAUGGAAGUUCUUGUGCAGCUCAGAUUAUUGGCUCUGAUACUUCAUCAUCUGGAUCUGCCAGCAUUUUAACUACCCAGGAACAAGUGUCCCACAGUGUGUAUUCCUUAUCGUCUUAUGCCCCAGAUGUUGUUGCAUUUGGAUCCAAAGAUUCUGAUCCUCUCCAUCAACCCCAACAUCACCGCUCUCUUCUACAUCAGCCAGACAACUUACCAGCUUCAAAUACACAAUCGGAAGGAUCAGACUCUGUGAUUUUACUCAAAGUGAAAGAUUCCCAGACUGCAACUCCCAGUCCUGCAUUUUUCCAGGCAGAGCUGUGGAUCAAAGAAUUAACUAGUGUUUAUGAUUCUCGAGCACGGGAGAGAUUGCGCCAGAUUGAAGAGCAGAAAGCACUAGCAUUGCAGCUUCAAAACCAGAGACUGCAGGAACAGGAACAUUCAGUACAUGAUUCAGUAGAACUGCAUCUUCGUGUACCUCUUGAAAAGGAGAUCCCUGUCACGAUCACCCAAGAAACAGAAAAGAAAGGUCAUAAAUUAACUGAUAGUGAAGAUGAAUUUCCUGAAAUCACAGAGGAAAUGGAGAAGGAAAUAAAAAAUGUAUUUCGUAAUGGGAACCAAGAUGAAGUUCUGAGUGAAGCAUUCCGCUUGACCAUUACACGCAAAGAUAUUCAAACUCUGAACCAUCUGAACUGGCUCAAUGAUGAGAUCAUCAAUUUCUACAUGAAUAUGUUGAUGGAGCGAAGUAAAGAGAAGGGAUUACCAAGUGUGCAUGCAUUUAAUACCUUUUUUUUCACUAAGUUAAAAACGGCUGGUUAUCAGGCAGUGAAACGUUGGACAAAGAAAGUGGAUGUGUUUUCUGUUGACAUUCUUUUGGUGCCCAUUCACCUGGGAGUGCACUGGUGUCUUGCUGUUGUGGACUUUCGAAAGAAGAAUAUUACCUAUUACGACUCUAUGGGUGGGAUAAACAAUGAAGCCUGCAGGAUCCUCCUCCAAUACCUAAAGCAAGAAAGCAUUGACAAGAAAAGGAAAGAGUUUGACACCAAUGGCUGGCAGCUCUUCAGCAAGAAAAGCCAGGAAAUUCCACAGCAGAUGAAUGGAAGUGAUUGUGGCAUGUUUGCCUGCAAAUAUGCUGACUGCAUUACCAAAGACAGACCAAUCAACUUCACACAGCAACACAUGCCAUACUUCCGGAAGCGGAUGGUCUGGGAGAUUCUCCACCGAAAGCUCUUGUGAAGACUGUCUCAGUUAGCCGACAUUGACCUUGCGGGGGACCAGCUCUUUGUUGUCUAUAGCCAGAGACCUUGGAGACAGCUGCUCCCAACCCUCUGUUCUUGUAAAGCCCUUGAUCCUGGACCAGGCCCUGGCGAGAUGCAUUCACAAGCACAUCUGCCUUUCCUUUUGUAUCUCAGAUACUAUUUUUGCAAAGAAACUUUGGUGCUGUGAAAGGGGUGAGGGACAUCCCUAAGCUGAAGAGAGAGACUGCUUUUCACUUCUUCAGUUCUGCCAUCUUGUUUUCAAAGGGCUCCAGCCUCACUCGGUCCCUAAUUUGGGGGCCGAGAGAAGCUUGGACAGAUUCUUGGUUUCAUAUAAACUCUUGUUAGGCCUUACUAAGAGGUAGGAAAGGGCAUGGGCAAAAAGGUAGGGAUGAAAACCACCAGCAUAUACACGCACACAUACAUACACACAGGAUUUUCAAGAUGUGUUGUCAGGAAAGUGACUGUAAACUGGACUUUGGGUCACAUGCAUAAGUCCCUCCUCCAGGAUUUUCCCUAUUUAUAUGCCUCUUUGUGAAAUCCGUCUGCUUCUGUACAAGGCUAUUUUAUCAUCUGUAGCUUCCUCCCAUCCUGAGGCACAGCACAUGAGCCCUGGGUGGACCCCAAAGUCCCAGGCAGUCCUUUCCUUAAAGCAGGGGUUUGCAUGUGCUCACAACACAUGAUAUGGGGAAGACCCACCCAGGGAGCGGUUUAGUGGAGCAACAAAGGCACCACUUUUACUGCCGCCUACUUCUGACCAAGAAGAAGGACCUCAGUCUUUAGCAUAAAAUUCCAGCAUUGGAUGAAUGCAGGUCUAGUUUGGUCUGUGGCUAGUUAGUUUAAAUAUGUUUCUAACCACAGAGAAUUUUAUAUAUAUAUAUAUAUAUAUAUAUAUAUAUAUAUAUAUAUAUAUA
Panthera uncia (snow leopard) is the source of this 3518-nucleotide messenger RNA. It is a transcript of the gene SENP1, whose product is annotated as SUMO specific peptidase 1. The transcript is spliced from 18 exons. Gene Ontology annotation, molecular function: deSUMOylase activity. NCBI's taxonomy places the organism in Eukaryota, Metazoa, Chordata, Mammalia, Carnivora, Felidae. Gene Ontology annotation, biological process: protein desumoylation. Gene Ontology annotation, cellular component: nucleus. The record is from RefSeq and is a predicted model, not a curated record. The coding region runs from base 551 to 2584 and encodes 677 amino acids.